AUGCCGCCGCCCAUUCUGUGCAUCAUGAAGGAGCUCGCUGGUUGCAAUGUGGAGGAUUUGCGCGACGUACGCGUUCCCUUCCCCCAAACAAGGAUUCCUACUAAUGGCUUUGAAGGUUGCCAUGCCCUGCUGCGGGUUGAUAUUGCAGACUCGGUGACUCAACUUGGGAACUUUGCCUUUAGAGACUGCAGCUCUUUAAGGGCUGUGACCAUCGAGGGUGUGACUCAAAUUUCAAUUGGUGCCUUCCGCGGCUGCAGCUCUUUGACUGCUUUGACCAUCCCCAGGUCUGUGACAAGAAUUGGACAUGCUGCCUUUCGCGGAUGCAGCUCUUUCGCAAGCCUGGUCAUCCCGGCAACUGUCAUGUCUAUCGGGAAUGAUGCCUUUGCUGACUGCAGCUCUUUAAGAAGUUUGGCAAUCCCCGACGCUGUGACUGGAAUCGGAGAGGGCAUCUUUGAUGGCUGCAGUUCCUUGACGAACCUGAAAAUCCCACGGGGUGUGACAACCUUUGGAAAGCGCGCCUGCAUUGGCUGCAGCUCUUUGACAAGAUUGGCCAUCCCUUCCUCAGUGACGGAAAUCGGAGAGGCGGCAUUUGCAAGAUUUUGCGAGUUGCAGCUCUUUGAGGAGUCUGAGCAUCCCUGA
Cladocopium goreaui is the source of this 639-nucleotide messenger RNA. The record is from the annotation of a GenBank genome assembly. NCBI's taxonomy places the organism in Eukaryota, Dinophyceae, Suessiales, Symbiodiniaceae.